ACUUUUUGGAUGAGUACGAAGAAAAUAAGCACUACAACAGCAAAAAUUUUCAAAUGCCCGUAAAAAAUGAUUGUAAUAUAUUUUUUAUCAUUUCUCAUAGUUAGUGCAACAGCUAGUGACUUUGAUAAUCCAAAUGAGGUAUUUGUGGUAAUAGGAUCUACAGAAAGUUUAUUGUGCCAAGCAAAUGAACAGGUUGUUUGGUGGACAAAAGACAACAAAAACAUAACUCUUGAGGAUAAAAGAUUUUCUUGGAAUACAACAGAAAACUCUCCAAAUGACGAUGAAAAUGAAUUGAAAUUAAUAAAGCAGCAUACUUUUAGUCAUACUUUGACGUUAAUAAAUGUUAGUAAAGAGUAUUCGGGAAAUUAUUUGUGUCACUUUCCGGAAAAUGAAAAUGAAAGAAAUGUUACAUCUCAAGUAUCUCACGUUGUAGUCGCUGUGCAAAUACCAAUUAUUCGAUCUCCUGCAUAUGAAGAAAUUAAGUUAAAAGAGAAGGAUGCAAAGAGUUUCUCACUAAAUUGCAUCGUCGAGGCAUUUCCUCCUAAUUUAUUCAAUAAGUCGAUUAAAUGGGAAAAAGAGACGGUGGAUAAUUUUGAGAACAAAGAUGCUUCUGAUUCAUCGGAAAUUAACACGAUACUUGCAAAUAGAACGGAAAUUAUCACUAACGAUACUCACAUUAUCGCUCAAGUGACGAUUGAUAAAGCAACAAAGAAGCAUAAUGGAACGUAUAUUUGUUCAGUUCUUCAGCCGAGUAUUUUGGAUAAGCCAUUCGAAGAGAAAAUCGAGAAACGAACAUCCAUUUUAAUCCAGAGUGCACCAAUUAUUGACAUUAGUUUCGCUAAGGCUAUCGGACGAAAUAGAAUAUUUCUUAAUUGGACAGUAACUGAUAAUGGAAAUUCAAAGAUUAUAUCGAUCCUACCUCAAUAUAAGCAUGACGAUGAGCAGAAUUUUCAAUAUACUCCCAAUCGUGUUGAAGGAAAUGCUACUUCGAUGGUUAUUGACAAAUUACUUGCUAGUACUAAAUACAAGCUAAAGAUAUCAGCUAGAAAUGAGAUUGGAAGUGGCCCAGUUACUGAAUGGGCCCCAUUAGUUCAGACUUUAUCAGAAGAUCCGGUGUUUGUUCCUAUCGUAGAAGUUAAAGGCAAUUCACAUUCAACGAUAACAAUUGGCUGGCAACCACCUCCACCAGAUUUACUAGACUAUAUUCAUUAUUAUGAAGUAGAAGUUUAUCAGCAAAAUUAUACUAAUGUCGAGAAAGCAUUUCAUGCUCAAAACUCGAGAAAUUUACCAUACAUGGCUAGCGAAUUGUUAACGGCUACUGAAUAUUUCUUUAAAGUUAGAGCAUGUAGUGAAUAUAACAAGGAAUGUGGAAACUGGUCAGAAGUUGUAAAUGGAACAACAAUGGAUGGAAGUUCAGGCCCUCCUGACGAAGUUAAAGUUACUUGUAUGCAUCAUAAUGUCUCAAAGCGUAAUUUUGUGCAUGUAGAAUGGACAAAGCCAUCAAAAGCAAAUGGAAUUGUUAUGUCCUAUCAAGUUCUUUUGGAAGGUCUUGCUCAUUUUAAGUCUGAUCAAGGACUUUAUAUUAACCAAACUUAUGGUCCAAAAGCUAAGAAUAUUGACAAAUCACAGGAUACGAAGGCAACAUAUGAAAACGUUCCACCAAAUACUAAUUUCACCGUAAGUGUUGCAGCUGUCACAAGAAGUAAAAAGCCUGGUGAUAAAAGAUAUGCAAAUUGUACGAUGCCUCCAACAGUACCAGAUCAAAUUGGAAAAACUAUCUUUGGAAAACAUUUAACUGAAGAGUAUAAUUGGGUUUUUAAACUAUUCUUACCUCGAGUCUCUGAACGAAAUGGCAAAAUUUGUUGUUAUCGAAUCUACAUGAUAAAAAUCAACAAUCAUUUUAACAUAGAGCAACAACCUGAUGAUUUAGACAUCAUAACAUUUAAUGAGGCACACAAUGAUAAUAGCUCUGCUUUUGGAGCAUACAUUGCUGAUAUUAUUUCAAGUAAUCAUUAUAAAUCAGAAGUAUUACUUGGAAGUGGAAAACAUCACAUUUACACCAAAUCUAGUUUUAGUAACAAGUGCAGUGGAUGCUUAAUGAAUAUAACCAGAAAGAAGGCACAAAUUGUCAUAGACUCUAUUGAUAUUAACAAUAAUAAUAAUAAUAAUAAUGCUGCUGAUGAAGAUGACAAAGUUGAUGAAUCGGAAAGUAAUAAGAAUGUGUCUGCAAAUGACGAGAAAGAGGAGAAAAUUGAAAUUAAGGAUAAUGAAAGUCGAAGGAAAAGACAUGACCAGUUUGAGCCAAAACAACUUAAUAUAUUAUCUCUAAAUCAUGCAGCUGAAAAAUCUUCAGAAAAUGUUGAUCUAUAUGAUGGGCCUUUGGAUAUUCAAAGUAAUUAUACUGGCUUCAUAGAAGUCGUCGUAGAAAAUGAGGAUAUGGAUGAUAAGACCUUGUCAAUAUAUAGCGAUUACUUUUCUCCAUUAUCACCAAAACCCCCAGUUCCGUCGGAAACUAUUGAAAAUAAUGAUAUGUUAAUGGCUAUUACAUAUUUACUUGCUGGAUUAAUUGUUUUGGUAAUUUCACUAUUCUUUUUAUUAUGCUUGCUACAUCGCUAUCAAAAGAAGCACAUUAUGCAAGGUAAUGAAGUGGUUAGUUUAACUGAUUCAUUAAGGCUUUUAUGUCAUGGCGGUCGUGCAAAUCAUCAUCAACAUCGUUCACUCAAUACUGUUUCGAAACCACCUGAUUUACCACCAAUUCAGAAAAAUGAUCUUCCUCAAGCUUACACAGAUCGUCAUAAAGAUUCUGAUUAUGGCUUUCAACAUGAAUUUGAAAUGCUCCCCGAUCGCUUUACGGAUCGUACUUCUCGUUCUGGAGACAUGAAAGAGAAUGUCUAUAAAAAUCGCUAUCCAGAUAUUAAGUCAUAUGAUCAAACACGAGUAAAGUUAUCAUCCUUAAAUGGAAUUAUUGGCAGCGAUUAUAUAAAUGCAAAUUUCGUUAUUGGAUAUAAAGAGAGGAAAAAGUUUAUUUGUGCACAAGGACCGAUGGAUAGUACAGUCAAUGACUUUUGGAGAAUGGUUUAUGAGCAACACUUGGAAAUUAUUAUAAUGCUCACUAAUCUCGAAGAAUAUAAUAAAACAAAAUGUGCCAAAUACUGGCCAGAAAGAAUUUCUGAGACAGUCCAAUUCGGAGACAUUACAGUUCAUUUUGAUAGCGAACAUCGCUAUUCGGAUUAUCUCGUUAGAAAUCUAAAGAUAAUCAAGAGAAAUGCCAAUUCUGAUAUGGAAUCUAACUCAGACGAGCCAUCUAGACAUAUAACUCAAUACCAUUAUUUAGUUUGGAAAGAUUUUCAAGCACCAGAGCAUCCUUAUGGAAUUUUGAAAUUCAUUAAAACUAUCAAUUCAGACUAUUCCGUUCAACGUGGACCAUUACUUAUACAUUGUUCUGCAGGAGUUGGACGAACUGGAACAUUAGUGGCUCUAGAUUCACUAAUUCAACAGAUGAACGAGGAAAAUCAGGCUUCUAUUUUUAAUACAAUAUGCGAUAUGCGCCAUCAAAGAAAUUAUUUGGUUCAAUCAUUGAAACAAUAUAUAUUUUUAUAUCGAGCAUUGCUUGAUGUAGCACAUUUCGGAGACACAGAGUUGCGAUAUAAGGGCUUAGCUCCCGCAGUAGAAAGUUUAAAGCAGCGAUCUAGUGAUAGCAAGGAGCAAUCAAAAUUGGAGCAACAAUACGAUAAAAUUAGAUCGAUUCAAGAUGAUAUUAAGAAAACAUGUGCUGUAGGAAGCGGUGAUGAGAAUUUAGCAAAAAAUCGUAGUGAAGAAAUUAUUCCUUUCGAUAGAAAUCGAGUAAUUUUAACUCCAAUUCCUGGCCGAGAUCAUUCCACGUACAUUAAUGCUUCAUUUAUGGAAGGCUAUGAUAAUCAUGAAUCCUUUAUUAUUGCACAAGAUCCAUUAGAGAGCACAAUAUCUGAUUUCUGGAGGAUGGUUUCAGAACAAAGCAUACCGACAAUUGUGAUGAUGUCAGAAAUUGGUACAACGGAGAAUAAAUGUCCACGAUAUUGGGCUGAUGAUGAGAUUCAAUAUGAUCACAUUUUAGUCAAGUAUGUUCAAAGCGAAAGUUGUCCAUAUUACACAAAGAGAGAAUUUUCAGUUACAAAUUGCAAAAUAAAUGAUACAAUUAAUGUUACACAUUUUCAAUACAAUGGAUGGCCAACGGUCGACGGCGAAGUGCCAGAAGUUACUCGCGGAAUCUUAGAAAUAGUGCACCAAUCUCAAAAUCAUCAUCAAUUAAGAAUUGACGAAGAUAAUACACCAAAACCAAUGCUCGUUCAUUGCUGCAAAGGAACUGAUCGUAGCUCAAUAUUUGUCGCAAUGUGCAUUUUGGUUCAACAAUUACGUUUAGAGAAAAGAGUUGAUAUACGAGUAAUUACACAAAAACUUCGAACACAACGAGCUCAAAUGAUUGAUUCGGUAAAUGCAUAUGAAUUUUUGCACCGGGCUCUAGUAGAUUUUGCUAAUUUGCACAAAAGCUCCUUUGAAAAUUCUCCUUCCUAAAAACGUGAGAAGAAAAAAAAUAUAUUUUUAAGUAAGUUUUUUUAAACAGCAGCAGCAACACAAUUCAGCAACCAAAAGUUUUAUUCUUUUUUUUUUUGAUUAUUUCUAUAUACCUAACACCUUUUUAUACAACAAACUAUCUAUGUACCGUCAAUAGAAAAUAUUUUUGGAAUAUUUUAAUAAUUUAACUCUUUCAUAUAAAGUUCAUAAUUAUUAAGGAUAGAUUUUCAUUUUGAAACUUGAUAAAAAAAACAACCAUCUAAUUUUUGAUAUUUAAAGAAAAUUUCUAUAAAACAUAGGUUUAAUAUUUAUACUCUAUACAUGAGAAAAGAAAGAUAAUUGACAAAAAUAUUUCUAAAUGUUUCUAUCAAAUAUUUCAAAUAAUACCUAAUUGUGUUUUAAAAUUUGCAAGCUAAACAAGAAAUGACUUUUUUAAUUCGAUGCUGAAAUUUAUCUUUAGUUCCUUCAAUAAAUUCGAUCCAUUCAAAGGAUUGAAGAAAUAAGAUAAACACGCAGAAAAUGAUAAAACAUAACUUUUUUACCAAAAAAUACAUGAAACAAAUUGAGUUUAAACUAGAAAUAUGAGAAGUACAGCUAAAGUGCAAAAUGCCGUAUAAAUAGUAAAUAUUAUAAGAAUAAGUAUGUGUGAAUUUCUUUUAAAAGCUACUCAUAUUUGCAUUAGCUAUUCUGUUCAUCAUAAAAAUUAUAAUGUUCUUGAGAAUUUGGAAAAAGUAACUAGUAAUUAAUCGUAGAUGCGAAUCUCAAGAGAAAUGAAUAAAAGUGUUGUAAGGGAAAUAAAAAUAAAAACAAAAAAAACUUUAGAUAUAAGUGAUAAAAAAUUUGAACUGUUCGCAAAAUAUUUUAUAUUUAAUCAUAAUUAAUCUAGAUAAUACGAAGAAAUCAUCAUUCAUUCAUUCAAGUAUGCCAUAGCGUUUGCAAGUUAUUAAAGAAGAAAAAAAGUAUGAUAAUAUUAAUUAAUAAUCUUUUACAAAAUUGGAAAAGUAAUAAAGGCUUUUGUAUAACAAAGAUGAGAAGAAUAGAUGAAAACCAUUCCGAAUUUUUUUUAGCAUCACUCAUAUAAGAAGAAAAAUGAACAAAACAAAAAAAAAAUAAUAUAUCUCUAGUCUUGUAGAAAUUAAAUCAAUGAUACUUGCUGCUUUUUUAAAAAAAGAAAUAUGAAAAUCAAGAUUUUUUUGUUUCAUCAAUUGAUUGUUUUUGCCAAUCGACAGUUACUUUGUGUUCACAUUAAACUUCAUUUAUGUAAUCCAUG
Molecule: messenger RNA, 5821 nt
Organism: Chironomus riparius
Lineage: Eukaryota; Metazoa; Arthropoda; Insecta; Diptera; Chironomidae
Source: the annotation of a GenBank genome assembly